Molecule: messenger RNA, 1239 nt
Organism: Mucor velutinosus
Lineage: Eukaryota; Fungi; Mucoromycota; Mucoromycetes; Mucorales; Mucoraceae
Exons: 2
Coding region: 1-1239 (412 amino acids)
Cellular component (GO): Golgi apparatus
Molecular function (GO): glycosyltransferase activity
Source: RefSeq, a predicted model, not a curated record
AUGGCAUACGCUUUAGAUCAUAGGAAGGGCCUUGUCAUUGUAGCUGUCAUCCUGCUGAUUUCCACUCUAACUUACUUUGGUCAUAUUUACAAUCUACAUUCAACGACUAUAUCGUCUACUGAUGCGAGCUAUUUGUCCAAUGAACAGACAUUUUUCGACAAUAAUAUGACAGCAUUUGAUCCCUCAAUAUUGCCCACACUAGAAACAAACUGCCAAUGCGAACAGGCAUCCGAAGAGCCCAUGAUUGAGCAAGAGCAAGGGCAAGAGCAACAGCAACAGCAAAUUGAGAUUCCAGACUUGUUACCUCCUCCACCAAAAGAAUUAAUGGACAAGAUCAACAACAAUAUGCUUCAAGAUCGAGUGCUCAUUGUUGCUACAGCAAACUACGGUAUGCGCAAUCAUGUCUAUAACUGGAUCGAGAGUAUGAAAAAAACCGGCGAAGAAAAGUUCUUGAUCUUUUGCUUUGAUCAAAAGCUGUAUGACCACCUCACAUUGGCUGGAUACAGCGACCGAGCAUCUCUGAUACCAGAUGUCUGGUUCCAUCAACAAGUGGAAGCUGACUUCAAGACCUACUUUAGCAAAGAAUAUCGCAUCAUUACACACUCCAAGACGCUGGUUGUGCAGCAAUUGUUAUAUUUAGAUGUUGCUGUAUUUUUCACAGAUGUUGACAUUGUGUGGCUCAGACCCCGUCUGGUAGAAUACGUCAAUACACUCCUACAAAUCCGACCAGAAACACAUGUAUUAUUCCAGCAGGAAGGUUUCAAUCAGCAAGAGAUCAACAGUGGAUUCUAUUUGAUGCGCCCAACGGUUGAAAUGAAACGUUUGUUAGCAGAGACAAUUCAGAUUCAAGAUUCAAACGAUGCAAAGACUCAGCAAGGUGCCAUGAAUGCCGCCUUGGAUCACCUCAAUAUGGACCUGAGAACUUCCUCGGUUGUCUUGCUGGAUGUUUUACAUUUCCCUAACGGAUUCGUCUACUAUGACCAUGACCUCCCAAACAAGCAUGGUAUCAAGCCAUUUAUGGUUCAUGCAAACUACUUGGUGGGCGAAGAUAAAAAGACAAAAUUAAUGGAGAGCAACUUUUGGUACGUGAAUGAUACUUGGCUGGACCAAAUGGAUGCCAAAUUAGAAGCAUCAAUGGCCAAGAAGGCACUAAAAAAGAAGACCAUAAACAAAAAGCCUGCCUCCCUAUCGCCAUCCAGCAACGCCAGCAACAAAUCAACAUCAAAGCACCACAAGUAA